Messenger RNA from Exserohilum turcica Et28A, 1215 nucleotides. RefSeq lists its product as uncharacterized. The coding region runs from base 1 to 1215 and encodes 404 amino acids. NCBI's taxonomy places the organism in Eukaryota, Fungi, Ascomycota, Dothideomycetes, Pleosporales, Pleosporaceae. The transcript has a single exon. Gene Ontology annotation, molecular function: fumarylacetoacetase activity. The record is from RefSeq and is a predicted model, not a curated record. Gene Ontology annotation, biological process: L-phenylalanine catabolic process; L-tyrosine catabolic process; homogentisate catabolic process.
AUGGCGGACGGAUACGCAUCGCAUUUUGGCAUCAACAACAUACCUUAUGGCGUUGCCAGUUCCUCCAAACGGUCAAGCCCACAAUGCGCAACGCGUAUUGGGGAUGAGGUUAUUUUUCUUGCAGAGCUCGCCGAGCACGAUGCCUUCAAAGCAAUCUCAGCAUCAUUAUCCUCCAUCUUUCGCGAAUCCACGUUGAACAGCUUCGCAGCGCUAUCCAAAGACACACAGCGACAGGUUCGAUCAGCAAUUCAAGAGGCGUACAAGAACAACUUGCACAAGGAUUACUCAGAAAGCAUCAAGGACGUGAGCCUGCAUGUGCCAGUCCACGUUGGCGACUUUACAGAUUACAGCGCGUCAGCAAAUCAUGUGCUCAACGCCGGAGAGGCGAUAAUGGGAGUGCGUUCAUUCCCACCCGCAUUCAAAAAGUAUCCAGUGGGCUACGCAGGUCGAUCUUCGUCGAUUGUAGUUUCGGGCACACCAGUCACACGGCCCCUGGGCCAGUUCAUAGAGGACUACACAGCUCCUGAGAAGAAAGUCAUUUUUGGCCCUUGCCGAAGCCUAGACUACGAGAUGGAAAUUUCGGCAGUCAUUGGCAAGCCCGUCGAGCCAAACACAAUUCUGCAUGCAAAAGACGCAGAUGAGCACAUUUUCGGGCUCGUCUUACUCAACGACUGGAGCGCUCGAGACAUUCAGGGCCUGGAAAUGAAUCCCCUGGGUCCUAUCAACGGCAAGAACUUUAUGACUUCCGUGUCGCCCUGGAUCGUGACUCUCGAUGCGUUGGCUCCCUUUGCAGUGCCUGCACAAGAGCGCAUGGAGCCCGUGGCCACGUACCUGGACGAUCCCGCCAGCAUAGUCUACAACAUUGCGCUCGAGGGCCAGGUCAUCAGGAAUGGAGCUCAGACAACAACGUGUAAAGUGAAUUUCGACACAAUGUACUGGACGUUCAGACACAUGCUCGCGCACCAUACAAUUGGCGGGUGCAAUCUCAGGACGGGCGACUUGGUCGCGUGUGGCACGGUAUCAGGCCAGCAGGACCAUGAGCAUGGGUGCUUACUUGAGCUUACCAAGAACGGACGGGUCCCGACUAAGCUGAGCGACGGGUCAGAACUGCGUUUCCUCGAAGACGGAGACGAAGUGCGGUACAUUGGGGUGUCUGGCGACGGAGUGGGAUUUGGAGCUUGUGUUGGCAGUGUGAAAGCCGCGCCGAAGAUAUAA